Hemisphaericaspora subhashii is the source of this 1212-nucleotide messenger RNA. RefSeq lists its product as uncharacterized. The coding region runs from base 1 to 1212 and encodes 403 amino acids. The transcript has a single exon. Lineage: Eukaryota; Fungi; Ascomycota; Pichiomycetes; Serinales; Debaryomycetaceae. The record is from RefSeq and is a predicted model, not a curated record.
AUGUCCGAAGAUAAUAAUACUGGUAGUGGUAAUGAAGAAUCCCAAACGGGAUAUGUUGAUAUUUAUUUAAGAUUUAAUGAUGAUAUGGAAAAAGAUUAUUGUUUUCAAAUAAAGACAACAACAACUUUUAGGGAUUUAUUUAGAAUUUUUAAUGAAUUACCAAUUUCACUUCGUCCAAGUGUAUUUUAUAGUGUUAAACCAAUUGGAUUUAAGAAAUCUAUAUCACCAGGAUAUCUUACUGAAGAUGGUAAUUUCUUAUUUGAUUAUGAUUCUCAAAAUCAAACAGUUCCAAUUAAAGAUUUCGAUGAAUUAAUUAAUAAUAAUGUUUGGCCAGGUCAAUUAAUUAUACCAGAAUGGAAAUUUAAUGAUUUUGGAUUUUAUAGUUUUGUUACAUUUUUAAUUUGUUGGCUUUAUACUGAUUUACCUGAUUUUAUAAGUCCAACCCCAGGACUUUGUCUUACAAAUCAAGUAACUAAUCUUUUCGGAUAUUUAGCUUCUAGAUUUGGUUAUGGUCAUAUUGCUGAUUUAUUAUUAGAAGAUGUUUCAAGUCCAGUAUCAGUUACUGGGCAAAUCUUUUUCUUUGUAUUUCAUUUAAUGAAAAUUGGAAUUAUAUUUGGAUUAUUUUAUUCUGGUGCUGUUAAUCCAUAUACUAUUUUCACCCUUGGAAGAAAUGUUCAAAAAGAUAUUACUAAGGAACAAUUACUUGAAUUAGGUUGGACUGGUACUAAAAAAGCUACAAUUGAUGAAUAUAAAGAUUAUUAUCGUGAUUAUAAGACUGAUGAAUAUGGUGGUAUGGUUCCAGCUCAUCGUGCUGGAUUAUUUAAUACUAUGAAACAUUUAGGUUGUGAAUUAGAACAAGGUGAAGGUUAUAAUACUCCAUUAACUAAAGAAAAUAUGAUUGUUACAUUUGAUGAAUUAUUAGAACAAUCAAAACAACCAAAUUUUAAAUUAAAAUUAUGUUAUGAUUAUUUUGCUGAAUUAGGUCUUGUAUUUGCUACUAAUGUUGAAAAUAAACAAUCUUCAGAAUUACCUGAAUUCAUUAAACAAUAUAGAAGAUAUGGAUUAUUAAUUUCUAAUGAUAAAUUGAAACAAAUUGUCAAAGCAAGAAAGGGACUUCCAGAACCUGAACCUGAACUUGAAUCUAAGCAAGAAGUGGAAAAGGUAGAAGAAAUUGUUGAUGAAAAGAAGAAUGAUGAAGAUGAUGAAGAGUAG